AUGAUAACAAGCUUCUUUGACCAAUUUGCAAGCCCUUCUUUCCUAGGAAUUCCACUCAUCGCUGUUGCAAUUGCACUUCCCUGAGUAUUAUUCCCAACCCCCUCAUCUCGCUGAAUAAAUAGUCGACUCACCACACUUCAAGCAUGAUUUAUUAACCGCUUCACUAAUCAGUUACUUAUACCUUUAAAUGUAGGUGGACACAAAUGAGCCUUAAUAUUAACCUCAUUGAUAAUAUUUCUUAUCACUAUUAAUAUGUUAGGUCUCCUACCAUAUACCUUCACUCCCACAACUCAGCUAUCACUAAAUAUAGGACUUGCUGUACCACUCUGACUUGCUACAGUUAUUAUUGGUAUGCGAAAUCAACCAACAGUUGCACUUGGCCAUCUUCUACCCGAAGGAACCCCUAUUCCCCUGAUUCCUGUAUUAAUCAUCAUCGAAACAAUUAGUCUAUUUAUUCGACCCCUGGCCUUAGGAGUACGACUUACAGCCAACUUAACUGCAGGUCACCUUCUUAUUCAACUUAUCGCCACAGCCGUAUUUGUUUUGCUACCCAUAAUACCAACGGUCGCAAUCCUUACAGCCGCCGUCCUAUUCCUCUUAACGCUCCUAGAAGUUGCAGUAGCAAUAAUUCAAGCCUAUGUAUUUGUAUUACUUCUAAGCCUCUAUUUACAAGAAAACGUUUAA
Messenger RNA from Pimephales promelas (fathead minnow), 684 nucleotides. The record is from the annotation of a RefSeq genome assembly. NCBI's taxonomy places the organism in Eukaryota, Metazoa, Chordata, Actinopteri, Cypriniformes, Leuciscidae.